This is a messenger RNA of Ceutorhynchus assimilis (cabbage seed weevil), 2663 nucleotides long. The record is from the annotation of a GenBank genome assembly. Lineage: Eukaryota; Metazoa; Arthropoda; Insecta; Coleoptera; Curculionidae.
GAACAAUUAUUAUUAACAAUAAAACGACAAGGUAAAAUUAUAUUAAUUUAACAUUGAGUGUAUUCGUGUCUUUUUUUACUAGCUUGCAUAAGAAAGAGAUAAAAAAAAAGACAUUUCCAUUCGGCAACGUUGUCAAGUUUAAACCAAAACAAAGACAAAUCUGACAUGAUCUAAAUAAACAUCCUUUUAAAAAUUAAAAUUUCAUUAAAACCGAGUAAAACUCAAACGACAAAAUGGUCUUGGCCGAUUUAGGACGUAAAAUAACGUCCGCCCUGCACAGUCUGAGCAAAGCGACUAUCAUCAACGAAGAGGUCCUCAAUGGCAUGCUCAAGGAAAUUUGCGCGGCCCUGCUCGAGGCCGACGUCAACAUCAAAAUGGUCAAGUCCCUUAGGGAAAAUGUACGGGCAGUUAUCGAUUUUGAAGAAAUGGCUGGGGGGUUGAACAAGAGACGGAUGAUACAGAGCGCUGUAUUCAAGGAAUUGGUUAAACUUGUAGAUCCUGGUGUAAAACCCUACCAACCAGUCAAAGGCAAACCAAACAUCAUAAUGUUUGUAGGAUUACAAGGGUCAGGUAAAACCACUACCUGUACCAAACUGGCCUACUACUACCAAAAGAAAAACUGGAAAUCUUGCCUGGUUUGUGCUGACACUUUUCGUGCCGGAGCUUAUGACCAAGUCAAACAAAAUUGCACCAAAGCUAGGAUACCUUUCUAUGGUAGCUACACUGAAGUAGACCCAGUUGUCAUAGCUCAAGAUGGUGUAGAAAUGUUCAAAAAAGAACAAUUUGAAAUCAUUAUUGUCGAUACUAGUGGCAGGCACAAGCAAGAGGAUUCAUUGUUUGAGGAAAUGUUGCAAGUUUCUAAUGCUGUUAAACCAGACAAUAUUGUGUUUGUAAUGGACGCUACUAUAGGACAAGCCUGUGAAGCCCAAGCAAGAGCUUUCAAAGAAAAAGUAGAUGUAGGCUCGGUUAUAAUUACUAAAUUAGAUGGGCAUGCCAAGGGUGGAGGGGCCCUAAGUGCAGUUGCAGCCACAAGUAGUCCGAUAAUAUUCAUAGGAGUAGGAGAACAUAUAGAUGAUUUGGAACCUUUCAAAACUAAACCCUUUAUAAGCAAAUUGCUAGGGAUGGGCGACAUUGAAGGCCUUAUAGAUAAAGUCAAUGAGUUGAAACUAGAAGACAAUGAAGAACUUUUGGAGAAAAUCAAGCAUGGACAGUUCACUUUGAGGGACAUGUACGAGCAGUUUCAGAAUAUAAUGAAGAUGGGGCCUUUUUCACAAAUAAUGGGUAUGAUUCCAGGCUUCAGCCAAGAUUUCAUGUCGAAAGGCAGCGAACAAGAAUCAAUGGCCCGUCUAAAAAAAUUAAUGACAAUAAUGGACAGCAUGAACGAUGGCGAAUUAGACAGCAGAGAUGGCGCUAAACUAUUCACCAAGCAACAAACUCGCGUUAUAAGAGUAGCUCAAGGUUCAGGUGUAACUGAACGAGAAGUCAAAGAGCUGAUAACUCAGUAUACAAAGUUUGCAGCAGUUGUGAAAAAGAUGGGCGGUAUUAAGGGCCUGUUCAAAGGGGGCGACAUGGCUAAAAAUGUUAACCAAAACCAAAUGGCCAAGCUCAAUCAGCAAAUGGCGCGCAUGAUGGAUCCUAGGGUUUUACAUCAAAUGGGAGGCAUGAGCGGUUUGCAAAAUAUGAUGAGACAAUUGCAAUCCGGAGCGGCAGGAGGGCUGGGAGGUUUAGGAAAUUUGAUGGGCGGUUUUGGCAAACAAUAAGUUGUAUUAUUAUUAUUUUGUUUUUUUGAUAAUAAAAAGAUUUUAUAAAUGAAAGUUUAAUGUGUACUUAAUACAAUUUUGUUCUAAACUAAUUGCACCGAAUAUGGCACACCUCUCAAUUAUUUAUUCUCUAAAAAUACUGCGUGUGUUAAAAAAAUCCCUAUUGUUAUAAAAAUAAUUAUUGUUUUUUUUUCGAAUUGUCUAUACAUUGUAGGUAGUUGAAAAAAAAUAAAUAAAAUUACAAUUAAUAAAUUAAAACAAAACUAUACAAAUUAAUUGAAAGGACCUCACAUAGCUCUUAUUUGGUUUUCUGUCAAAUUCAAUAUGUGUUAGACCUUGACUUCCUAAUGGGUGAGAUACAGGUACUUCAAUGUCCUCAAAAACUAGUCAUAGACCUAUGAGAACUUUUUAUCAGUAAGCCAAGGUCUGACACAUAUCAAAAUUUCAUUGAGUUUAUAAGUUAUAAGAAGUGUGUAGGGUCCUUUAAAAUAGCAUUAAACAAUAUACAAAAAUUCAGUUAAAGAAAAAGUUGCCAUCAUACAAAGAAAUAAAUACAACAUUUCUAUUAUUUAUAAUACAUAUAAUAUUUUCAAAGGCACUUUUUUUUUAUACACAGUAGUGCAGACAAGAAAAAAAAAAUAUGCUCAGAUCUAUCAUUACUCUUGUGUGCAAUAAUAAUUUCUUCAUUAGGCCAAAGUGCUCCUCUCUAAGGCAGUGGACGAGUAAAAGAAAACUAUAGUCAACUUGCUCGAGGCUUAAAUUUAAACUAAAUUAAAAAUAUCAGUCGAUAGGCUUAACUUGAGCCAUUAUUUUCCCUUCCCACAAUGGGAGUAUAUCACUAUCGUUGCUCACCUCUUCUUGGAUUACUUGAUUGCCCAAAUCCUCGCAUACGGUUUUAAAGAA